Messenger RNA from Durio zibethinus, 3775 nucleotides. NCBI's taxonomy places the organism in Eukaryota, Viridiplantae, Streptophyta, Magnoliopsida, Malvales, Malvaceae. The record is from RefSeq and is a predicted model, not a curated record.
CCUGCGAUCGGCACACGGGGAAAACCGCGCGCAGGAAACACGGUUGCCACGUGGCAACAUCGCUCUGCGUUAUAGCCAAGCCAAUAUGUUUAAAAGACGAAACCAUUUCUUCCUCAACCCGUCUUUCUUUCUACUUUUCCGUUUGCUCGGAUCAAUCCCAACUAUUCCCUCUGCCCUUAAAAAAACCCAAAAAAAAAAAUUCAAUUAAUGGAAAUUUCUCAUGAAUCCCACACUUUCCUGCCCAAAGAUCGCCGAGUCGAUGCCCUCGGCAACCUCAGCUCCCUCCCCGAUGAACUCAUCUGCACCAUCUUAGGUUACCUCACUCCUCCAGACAUCGCUCGUCUCGCUAGUGUCAGCAGUGUUAUGUAUAUAUUCUGCAAUGAAGAGCCACUUUGGAUGAGUCUUUGCCUCAAGAAAGUCAACGGUCCACUUCAAUACAAAGGCUCCUGGAGGAAGUCAACAUUGCAUUUAGAGAAUUUGCCGAAUGAAUAUAUUGGAUAAUAUAAGCAGGAAAACCCAUUGCAGUUUGAUUGGAUAAAUAAACUCGUGGCUUUUAAAGAUUUAUAUAGGUGCCAUUACUUACAUUAGAUGGGUUUUUCUUUCGAUGAUGGAAAGUGGGAAAGACAAAGUGAUCUAUCGGUGGAACAGUUUCAUCGUGAAUAUGACGGGGAUAAACCGGUUUUGCUCACUGGAUUGGCCGAUACUUGGCCUGCAAGGAAUACUUGGACAAUUGACAAGCUUCUGGACAAAUAUGGAGAUACAGCAUUCAGGAUUUCUCAAAGAAGCCCUGGAAAAGUUUCAAUGAAAUUCAAGGAUUAUGUAUCCUACAUGAAAGAACAGCAUGAUGAGGAUCCUCUUUAUAUUUUUGAUGACAAGUUUGGAGAAUCUGCACCUGGCUUGUUGAAAGAUUACAAUGUGCCCCAAAUAUUUCAAGAAGACUUUUUUGAUAUUUUAGAUGGAGACAGUCGGCCACCAUUCAGAUGGCUUAUCAUUGGGCCAGAGAGGUCUGGUGCCUCUUGGCAUGUUGAUCCAGCACUUACCAGUGCCUGGAAUACUCUUCUAUGUGGUCGUAAAAGAUGGGCAUUGUAUCCUCCUGGACGAGUACCUUUGGGUGUUACAGUGCAUGUAAAUGACCAAGAUGGUGAUGUAAACAUUGAUACUCCAUCAUCACUGCAGUGGUGGCUUGAUUUUUAUCCACUUCUUGCUGAUGAAGACAAGCCAAUUGAGUGCACUCAACUACCUGGGGAGACAAUUUUUGUUCCGAGCGGAUGGUGGCACUGUGUCCUGAAUCUGGAAACAACUGUUGCAGUGACACAAAAUUUUGUAAAUUCCAGAAACUUUGAAUUUGUAUGUCUAGAUAUGGCUCCAGGUUACCGUCAUAAAGGAGUUUGCCGUGCUGGAAUGCUUGCUCUUGAUGAAGGCAGUUUAGAGAACAUCGAGAAGAACAUGUCAUGUGACAAAGACAAUUUUAGUUACUCCAACCUGACAAGGAAAGAGAAGCGGGUCAGAGUUCUAACAUCUCAAGAGAGUGAAAAUCAUGAAGGAACUGCUAAUGGUGCAUCUACAAGCUAUAAUCUAUGGAAAUGCAAUUUUUCUUAUGAUAUAAAUUUCUUGGCCAUGUUUCUGGAUAGAGAGAGGGACCACUAUACUUCUCCAUGGAGCUCAGGCAAUUGCAUAGGGCCACGAGAAAUGAGGGAAUGGCUUUCCAAGCUUUGGGUUGGAAAACCAGGAAUGAGAGAGCUGAUUUGGAAGGGAGCCUGUAUUGCACUAAAUGCUGACAAAUGGUUGGAGUGCUUGGGGAAAAUCUGCUUCUUUCACAAUUUGCCUUUUCCAAAUGAUGAUGCGAAGCUUCCUGUUGGAACAGGCAGCAAUCCCGUGUAUGUCAUGGAUGAAUAUGUGGUUAAAAUCUUUGUUGAAGGAGGGCUGGAAUCUUCAAUACAUGGCUUAGGCACUGAGCUUGAAUUCUACAGCACGCUUUGUGAAGUUAAUUCCCCUAUGAAAAGCCACAUUCCUAAUGUAUUGGCUAGUGGGAUUCUGCACUUGGAAAAUGGAUCUUGCAAAAUUGAUUCUUGGGAUGGUAAAGAAGUGCCUGAUGUGCUUGCAAAGUGCAAUUUGAUUCCAGAGAAGGGCACAAGUGAUGUUUUCCCUUUCGGUGUAUGGAGCAAGAAACUUUUUGAAUAUAGAAAAGCUGGGUCACCAGAAUAUGGACCAAACAGUUCAGCUGGAUCCGCUAGUAUCUGGCCUUACCUUAUAACGAAGCGUUGCAAUGGAAAGAUAUUUGCUCAAUUAAGAGAUGUACUGUCAUCGGAAGAUGUGCUUAACUUAGCUUCCUUUUUAGGAGAGCAGCUUCGAAACCUUCAUAGUUUGCCCUAUCCUUCCUUCAGUAAUUCAACCGUUUCAGGUGAACAGAAAAGGGGGUUUUCCUUUGCCAAUGGCAUGGACAUUGAUUUUGUCUCCAACGAAUCAGAGGUUCCAGCUGAAUGGGAAAUCUUUGCGAGAACUCUAAGUCAGAAGAAGAAGGAUAUUUCUAGCCGCUUGAAUAAAUGGGGGGAUCCAAUUCCUAAAAAGCUGAUGGAGAAAGUUGAUGGAUACCUCCCAGAUGAUUUUCUGAAGCUGCUUUCUGCAUACGAGGAAAAUGGCAUGAAAAGAAUUCGUAAGCCUUGGUCCUGGAUACAUUCAGAUAUUAUGGAUGACAAUAUUUACAUGGAACCAUGCUGUAUAUUUGGCUCAAAUGGAGUUACUGCCCUGAUAAAUAAUGGUUCAGUGAAUGGGCAUAAUAAUGUAGAAGAAAAAUCUUGGCGCCCUAUAUUACAUCCUUGAUUCAGCGAUCUUUCUAUAGGUGAUCCCAUUUAUGACGUGAUACCCAUACAUUUAGAUGUCUUUAGAGGUGAUUCCCGUCUCCUUAAGCAGUUUCUACAAAGUUAUAAACUUCCUUUGAUGAAAAAAACACCAGAACAUGGAUCAAUGACUUCUUGUGAUAAGUUUGGACGACUUUCGUACCAUGCCAUGUGCUACUGUAUUUUGCAUGAUGAGAAUGUAUUGGGUGCUAUAUUUAGUAUAUGGACAGAACUUAGAACAGCAGAGUCAUGGGAAGAAGUUGAGCAGACAGUAUGGGGAGAAUUAAAUAACUAUGAAGGCAUUGCCUGAACUAUUUUUUGGCAUAUGAACCAAUUUAUUUCAGUCUUUGUAGCAUUAAUUCAGUUCUCACCUGGCCAUAAGACAUCCGAACAGGACAUUUGAUUCAUUUAUUAUUCAAAUUAUUUGGUUGUCUUUGGUUUUCUUAAAGAGGUGAUUGUCAUUCAUUUGACUAUGUUUUCUUUUCUUUUCACUUUCUUGUUUCAUUAUAGACCAGGUCGGGAAAGUUUUGCCUAUCGGUAAGUUGGUUGCUAUCUAUAUUUCUGUAUCAAAAUGCAUGACUUAAGCUCUUUUAAAAGCAGUUGUAAAACCUUUCAAACAUGAAAAAUCUAAAUCAAACAAAUUCCAUUAAUUUUUUUAACUUGCUAUCACUAUUUGACUGGUUUUAAGCUGCAAUAGAAGGCUUAGAAGCAACGGAAGGCCUGGAUCUUUUCUUGGCUAAACUUUCACUAUGACGUUCUCUUUGUUCCUUCAAUCUCUGUGCAAGGAGCUUCUGAUACUCAGCAGCAUCUACCUUUGCCUUUGAAAUUCUUUUCUUUUUCUCAGCAAUUCUUGCUCUCUUCCUCUGCAAAAUUUAUGGAGUGACCAAUUUCUAAAUCUCGGGAGCUUUGCUGGCUUUCUUUCCUGCAUUACAGAAAAA